This is a messenger RNA of Aphanomyces astaci, 177 nucleotides long. RefSeq lists its product as hypothetical. NCBI's taxonomy places the organism in Eukaryota, Oomycota, Saprolegniomycetes, Saprolegniales, Verrucalvaceae. The transcript has 2 exons. The record is from RefSeq and is a predicted model, not a curated record. The coding region runs from base 1 to 177 and encodes 58 amino acids.
AUGUCCAAAACGUGGAACAGCUCCAUCAACAUCGACUCGAAGCGGGUUGACCCUCCAGAGCCUACUCAGCGCGACCAGCAGGGCCUUUUGCGCGUGGGGGAGCAACAAGCUUGUGGCUUGCGACUGGCGUCCCUGCGUUGUGUGGCGGUCGAGCGACACUUGGCAGACCCCACUUAA